Molecule: messenger RNA, 7999 nt
Organism: Cheilinus undulatus (humphead wrasse)
Lineage: Eukaryota; Metazoa; Chordata; Actinopteri; Labriformes; Labridae
Gene: fam13b
Product: family with sequence similarity 13 member B
Exons: 24
Coding region: 421-3531 (1036 amino acids)
Biological process (GO): signal transduction
Source: RefSeq, a predicted model, not a curated record
ACUGACUCGCUAAGCAACGACCUGCAAACGGGCAUCCGACUCAGUUCGAGCAUAAAAAAAACAGGAACCAUAUUAUUUACGAGUGUAUUUGCAAUGUUCCCGACAAUAUUUUUACGCCGUCUGCUUUGAUCACAUCGAAGUUGCCGUCUCUCCAGGCGUCGGCUUCAGAAAACGAACCAGAAAUUGAUGCAUCUUGCUGCGCGUUCCUGUUUGUUUUGACCUGUGUAGCUAGAAGGGAAUCCUGCAAGAGGGAUUAGCGGUCUGUCAAUGAGGAACUACCGGCUCAUCUUCUGCCACAACCUGAAGCAGCCAUAGAUGGUUCAGUGGUUCACUGGUCAGGGGAGGAGAGGAUAGGACACACUUUCACUGCUACACGACGUGAGGUCUUGGCGGGGUUGUGGUGAGGAGGAGGAGGAGGCCAUGAGGAAGAGUGUGUCUCCGUUGCCAGGCAAUGAGGGCAGGAGCUCAGCCAGCACCACGCGGGUUUUCGGCGUUCCGUUGGAGGAGGUGACACACACGCACACAAUCAGUGGCCACGAGGUUCCUGCACUGGUGAAAAACAUCGUCGAAUACAUCGAGGAGCAUGGUCAUCUGGAUCUGGAGGGGCUCUUCCUGGUAAAUGGCAACGCAGAGCGCGUGGAUUGGCUGCGCCAGCGUUAUGACAGCGGAGAAGAGGUGGAGCUAGAAAAGGAGGCAGAUCUGGCAUCAGCUGUCAGUCUGCUGCGACUCUUCCUGCAGGAGCUUCCUGAGCCUGUUAUCCCGACGUCCAUACAGGGACACAUUCUACAGCUGCACCAAGAUUACAGCAAUGAAGAGGAGCUAUGUAGAAACUUGAAGUACCUCCUGCAGCAACUUCCUCAGCUCAACUACGGCCUACUGCGCUUCUUGUGCCGCUUCUUGGCCAGCGUGGCAUCACUUCAACAGGAGAGCUGGAACAUCGGGACACUGGCUGCCGUCUUUGGUCCAGACAUCUUCCAUCUGUCAACAGAAGCAGAAGACCUUCGGGACCAAGAGUCUGUUAGCAGAGUCCUGGCUGAGCUGUUGGACAAUCAAGAGGGCCUGUUUGACUCUGAAGAUGACGACGUCUCCACAACCAAUGACUAUAGCUCCAUCAAUGAACAGAUCACAGAGCUGCUGGAUGACGAGAGGUGUGAAGCUGAGUGUGAAGAGCUGCCUCAGGAUGGAGAGGAGGGUCCUGCCUCCUCUGACUCACCACAACAUACACACUCUGAUGAAGGCCCCGCUACCAGCUCCCAUCUCUCCUCUAUAUCCAUCCUGCCUGCUGACUCUGCUGAGAUAAUUCAGCGCACUAUUAGAGCUGCAGUGGAGCAUCACUUCUUUGAGCUGAAAACCUCCAUCGACCAAGACCUCAGCAACUAUGACAGCCAGGGGGUAAGUCCCAGUGAUCCCACAGACCAGAGCUGCCAUGAAGAUGAAGAGCAACAAACUGACGCGGAGGACAGUCCCUGCAACACUGACGGGGAAACCCCACUCACACCAAUUGAGCAGAACAUGCAGCAAAGCCAGAAUGACACACAGGAUACUUUGGACUUUCGCACCCCUGUGGAGGAGAAUUCAGGAAUGGACUUGGAUUCAGAGGCCAUCAGAGAUGCUGAGAACAACAUCAACACUGCCAGACAGGACAAUCAACCCUGUGUCAUCAUGGAGCAAACUCAGACUGAUACUAUGUGCUGUGACUCAGAUUCAUGUGGUUGUGAUCAGAACGCCAACACCAGUGAGACCAAUAGGAACCAUCUGUCACCAUGCCAACCAAAAUCUGGCCAAAACCCCCAGCUCCAGCUUUUCCCUGACGACCAAUGGGAAGCAUCACCCCCCUCCCAUCUCCACCUCCCUCCCAUAGACUUCUCAUGUAUGCAUCUGCAAAAAGAAGGCCAAGAUCCUGUCCCGGCUUUCAAAUCAUGGCAGGACGACAGCGAGAGUGGAGAGGCGCAACUCUCCCCACUUGCUGGACGCAUGGUCCCCUUGCCCCCACUGCCCCUGGAGGAGGAAGGUGAGGAGGAUGAGGGGGAAGGAGGGCAAGUCGCCUCCCCCUCCUCUUCCCGCUCUCACCCUCACCUCUUGGCACGGCGCUUUCUCGACUUCGGGGUGCACGGAGCUCAGCGGUUCCUACAGCAGGACCUGGAUGCCACCUCACCCACCAAAGCACAGAGGCCAAGGCGAGCAUCGUUUGGCUCCAAAGAGGCGAUGAGAGGCGGAGAUUCAGUGACCCACCAACUUACCAAGAAACUUCAACACCUGAAGAAGAAAAUCAAACAGUUUGAAGAGCAGUUUGAGAAGGACAGAAAUUAUAAGCCCUCACAUGGUGACAAGGCAGCUAACCCCAAAGUCCUCAAGUGGAUGACUGACCUCACCAAGAUCCGAAGGCAGAUUAAAGGACGCCAGCACCACCUUUUACCCAGAAGCACGCUGAGGCACCAGGCUUUGCUGCAUUCAUACAGACGCCACCAUGCUCCCUUCUUCCCUUCCUCCUCCUGCUCCUCAUCCUCCUCUAUCUGCUCACCCCCCCAUCACACACUUACCCCCCCACCCCACCCCUACUCAGGCCUGAGCUCUAGACCGUUUCACCUCAAUGCCAAGCACCGUGCAGAGAGCGAGCUCGGUCCCCACACUCGUCCUCGGAGCAACACCUUACCCAAGAGUUUCGGCUCCACCCUUGAUCAGGGUGCUUACGAUGCAGCAGCAGAGGUGAAGGGACAGCGUCCCACCAGGGAGGAGACACUGGAGAUCAUCCAGCGCAGAGUCAAAGGGAAGAGGCAGGAGGACGGUUGGCCUGAUGACAUCAAGAAGAUGACUAAGGAGCAGCUGUCCUCUGAGAAAACAGUUCUACAGAAGAACCUGCUGCACUAUGAAGGCCUGCAUGGUCGACCAGCAACUAGAGAGGAGCGUCUGGUGGUGAAGCCUCUUUAUGACCGCUACAGAUUGGUCAAACAGAUGCUCACCAGAGUUAGCAUUACACCAAUCACAGUUUCCCCCUCCAGUAAGAGACGAAGUCAGACCCUCCAGCCAAUCAUCGAGGGCGAAACAGCUCAUUUCUGGGAGGAGAUCAAGGAAGAGGAGGAGGAUGAGCGUAAAGAAAAAGAAGAAGCUGUAGGAGAGCAACAGGAAAGGAAGGAGGAGAGGGAGGAGGAGAUGCAGAGUCCCGAGGUCAUUAUGGCCGUCGACAUCGUGACACCAACUGACGGAUCUGUGAGGAGCCAGAACCAACAGGACAGAGCCAAGAUGGAGGAGGGCUCGGGAAGGCUGGCGCUGGACCUGAGGCUGUCCAGCUCCAACGCCUCGUCCAUGCCAGAGCUGCUGGAACAGCUGUGGAAAACCAGAGCAGAGAAGAAGAAACUGAGGAAGACCAUCCGGGAGUUUGAAGAAGAUUUUUACCAGCGUAAUGGAAGGAACGUUCAGAAGGAGGACCGGGUGCCAAUGCUGGAGGAGUACAGAGAGUACAAGAGGAUCAAGGCUAAACUCCGCCUCCUGGAGGUUCUCAUCAGCAAACAGGAUUCCUCCAAAUCCAUCUAGACACGCCUUCCUCAGAGACCAACCAUCACUGCAGGGAGGAAACGCCCCUCAUCGGUCCCAUCAGACGUCACAUCAAUAUUCACACAACGUCACAAAUUGGAGAGGAGAUGUUCAUUCAGACCUCACCGUGUGGUUCGAUCAUGUCAUGGAGAAAAUUAAAUCAAAGUGACGUGCUUGUUCAGAGUUACCGAGCACUGAGGAGGCAUUUAUGAAGGUUAAAAAUCAAUACGACAGUCAAUAUGACAUCUUAACACUCAUAAUUCCACUUUAACCUACAAUCAAAGUGUGUCUGGGUCUUGAAUCUGUUUUUUUUAUUUCAGAGGAAAUGUUUAAGCUUCCACUAAGUGAAAUAUAUCGGGACUAAAAAUGCAUUUAUGCACAAACAUUGAGCCUUGAAGAAAACAUGAUAGUUGAAGACAUAAUAAAACAGUUAGCUUUUCAUGAGCAGAAAAUGAGAAUGACAUGUUCCCAUGUUAUCUCAUAGCAGGAAAAAAAGACUCCCAAAUGAUUUUGAUACAUAAUGUCGGUCUAAUUUGCCAAAUCUUGUGAAGACAAAAUUUGAUCAUUUUCAGAGGUCAACGUCCUGAGUGUAAGAAGGCCCACCACAUCAGCUGUUUUUUGCUGCAGCACUAACAGCGCUCUCUGCUGAAAAAAAAGUGAUCUGAUCAUUUCAGCUCUCAAGCUUUUCUUAGUGAUGUUUCCUUAAAUAAUAAAACAAAAAUCACAGCACGUCCACAGGCCUUUGUGCAAACUAAGAAAAGUUUUGGCACUUUAAAGCUCAAAAUUGCAAAUGUCUAAUUGUUCUCUAGUUAAAAUAAUCAUAUAAGUCUGUUCUGAUUUUUAUUUUGGUUUUAAUUUCAUGCUUUGGAGUUAAAUUUCUUAAGGUUACGAACAUGUAAGACAUGCUUAUUUACAGUUUUCCCCCAUGACAUGAUCGCAGCAUGACACCACUGUAUCUUUAUGAAUCACUCCUGUCUGCCACAGCUGCUCUCUGCUGCCUCGUCUGACUUCAUAUCGUCUAAAAACAAAGAAAAGGAAUCCUCUUCACCUGAACUGUUUUCGUCUUCAUUAUCAGAGUUUGCACUCACAUUUCCUCGACUUCUAAGAAGAACACAAAAAAACAUACAGACUCCUUUACUUUCAUUAACUCUUCUUUUGUCCAUAUUUUGUCUUCAUAUUUUUUUCUUAUUGGACAGCUCGAAGACUGGCUUUUAGACGCUAUUCAAGACUCUUGUUCUUUCUUUGGGACGCUCCUGUUUCGCCUCACUUAAAGGAGUUUCUUACGGCAGCCUCCUUGGUGCGAGACGACACUUUUCUUUUAUUCUGGGUGCUCUCACCUUCUGACUGGUUUUAAAACUCACUAAUUUUGAGUUUGUGUGUAGUGUUAAAAAAGUGACACGUUCAUGUUUGUGAGACACUACUGUUCACGUUGUUUCUUCAGUGACAAAAAAAAAUGUGUUGUACUCCAAAGGAAAAUGUUAAAAAAAAGAAAGAAAAAGAAACAAACAUUGAAUUUAACCCCAGUGUGAACUUGAGGCUGAUUCUAGAGACUGAUUUUCUUUUCUUUAAUCUUUUCUUCAAAUUAUUUUCUCCUAUUUUGGCGAUAUUCAUCUCCAGAUGUACAUUAGGUCGUCAUAUGUGCUGUCAGAUGCAUUUCUCCUUUGCAAAAUAACCCUAAACUGUGUUUUCCAUGAGCCUCUUCCAGAAAAAAUGCUGCUUUUAAAACCUCGGACAGACCAGAGAUUCACACCAGAUUUAGAAUGCAGCUAGUCAUUGCCUCUAAACCCAGAGAUGUUAUGGUAUGAUUUAUCAAUGGUUAUCACCUGUUGACAAGAAACAGCAUAACCAUUCGCCACUCCUCUGGUGAAGUAGGCCAUAUCCCUUCCUCUAAAGCACCCACAGACUGCCUCAAAGCAGACUUGUAACCUUAGCAAGUAACUCACUAUCACUGUGCUCAUUCAGAUACAUGCGAUACAAGUUACAUGCAGCUACUAGACAGGCAUGAGAGCAGAGGUGGAAACCGAAACAGAGUGUAGGAAGUGAGAAAUAAUCUCCAGGAGGUGCAGAGGUGUGACGAUCACAGAACUCAUCUCGAUGCCAAUCUUAGGUCUGAGCAAGGGUUUUUAAGUUCUUGUGGGUAAAUCUGGUAUUUCUGAAUGUACUUAAAAGUAGCAUUAGACUAAAGAUGCUCAUGAGAUUCUUUCUUUCUCACAUGAGGAGAUUUUAUAAUGUUGAUGGAUUUGAUUGCUGCAAAAAUCAUCUGAAAAUGUCUUUCUUUUUUGUAUUCGUCUUUUCAUUCGUUCACUUUGCUGCAUUGAGGUGUUUCGGGUUCUGAGGGAUUUUGGGUGUUCAUUGCUGAGGAGUGGAGCCAGUAUCUGGUCAACUUUGCUUUUGCUGCUUCUCUUAAAGCAAAAGGAAUUGUGUGUAGAGUUGUCGUGAGUCUCAGACGUUGCUGUGCAGCUUUCUGAACAGAUCUCUCUCUCAUGGUUGGAUUUUGAGUGUAGCUUUAAAGGCCGUGUCGUAUCAAUGAGGUGCCAACACUGCCAGCACUGAUUUUAAACACAUAGAAGCUUCGUCUGACAUUUUUCCCCAAACUGGUGUAUCGGUGCCGAGGGUCUGAUUAGUAGCCGGCACAAAAACAAUCCUCAGCUGAAUUUUCACCCAGCAAAGUUUCAUUUCCUGCUGGCAGGUAAAAUGAGGGCAUGUGAGGAGGCCAAAGUUUGCCAACAAGUUGCCCUCCUGUGUGUUUCUUCUUUCUAGAGGCCACGGGUAGUCAUUUCGGGAUUUAAAAUGUGGGACGAAGAAUAUCCAACUUUAGCUGGUGGGUUUUUUAAUCUCCUGGUUGUUUUUGCAAGUGAAGUUCUAUUAUCAGAACAUCUUUGGCUGGUAAAGUCACAUGUUUAAGGCCAUAGAGACAGAGUUGUACUUUUACAUUUACUCACCAGUCGACAGAGGUCAGUCGUCUGUCUGAGGGCGGGAGAUGUGAAACGUUUCGAAUGAGAGUUUUUGUGUCUGAAUGCUUGUGGAGAAAAGGAGGGAGGGCGUGUUUGUGUGAGUAAAAGUUUGGAGCUAUAGAAAAACAAGUUAUUUGCACAGCAUUCCCUGAAUGCAGCCCUUUUGUGUUUUUUCAUUUGUAUUUUUCUUAAAAUGAAGCACUACUUCUAUACAAAUAUAAAUAUAUACUGUACAUACAAAAGAACACCCGAAGGAAUGAAUGUCAGAAAUGUUUAAAUUAUUUCAAACAUUACGUUUGGCCCCUGUUUGUUCAUUGCAUUUGUGCUGCCCUGAGAAUGUGUUUUUUUAAUUAUAUUAACUAUAAAUACUGCUAUUACUAUCAUAACCAUUAUUUUGUGUGUUAAUGACAAUGAUAAUAACCAUUUUUGUAUCUACUCACAAAGUGUAAAACCAGCUGUAGAAGUUAGUCGAGCACUGUGUGGCUAAUCGAACAUGAACGUGCUCUGAUUUGAUUUUGUCGCUCUGUGUCAAAUAAUAAUAAGCUAAUCUAGCAGCAGUACUGUAGUGAGCUUGCAUGGCAUAAAGAGAACAUAAUAGUCUGAACAUGAUGUGUUGUUUCUGUUGUUUGUGCCAUGAAGAAGCAGCAAUAAUAAAAGUUUGCCUGGAGGUUUUACAGUAUCGGGUAACCAAGGUGAGACUCUGUGUGUCUAUAUUUAAGGUACUUUUGUCUAAUUUCACAUCCACACUCUCUCUACAGAUGGAGUGUUUAUACCAGUUUGUUAGCGUAAUGUUCAUGCUGGCGCUGCUGAAACCAAAAUAAGAUCAGUUGAACAGGAAGGUGAAAAGCCAAUGACAGAUGUGUCAUAUCUGAAAACAUUCCAGUUUUUAAUCAUACAAAAAGUGGAAACAGUCCAUCGUCUGAUGGGCUUUUCUUUUCAGUUAUUUCAGUUUCUUUAGUCAAACAACAAGAGCAGUCUGUUUGUUUGGCGCCUAGGUUUCUGUUUGUCAUUGUGCCUGCAGCAGAGUGGAAAACUUCUUGUUGUAAAAUGUAAAUUCAUCAGUCUCUGUCUCUGUACAGUCUGUUUCAUGUCUCACUAACUCAUCCGACAUGCAUGACCUGAGCUAUUGUUCACAGCAGAAGUCGCUCUCAAAGAUGUCUGAAACGUCUCGGCUCAUCGUGGGUGAAGUUUAAGAAAAACAAGCUGGUCAAAGUGGUCAUUUUUAAAUCAAGUCUUUUGAGUUCUUAAAAUUAUAUUGAUUGGAUACACAUUUCUGUAUGAAACGGUUACUUAAAGACAUCUUUGUUACUGAAUUCUGCUGACUUCCUUUGACCUGUUUCCUCCAUGUGAUGCUGUUUUAUCUCAUCAGUAUAUUGUAUGUAUCUAUAAAUGUUUCUUACUUUGUGAAUGCUUUUUGCCCUGUUGUUUCCUCAUUAACAAAAAGGAUGAUUAAAAAAACAAUCAGUAACAACCAUUUACACAUGAAAAUAAAAUUUACAAGCUUGCCACAUUGA